UAUAUAUAUAUCUUUUGUAUAUUGACUAGAGAAGGUGAAGGAGAAGCAGAGAGAGAUGGGUGAGAAGGGAGUCCAAAAGCCAUUGCAGAAGCUUUUUUCAAGGGUACGAAAGCAGUCUAACAAAGUGAAGACAUUCUUGGGUGUAUUCACAGUGCUAACAUUGCUUGUCACUCUCAAACUCCUUAUACAUGAACACAACCACUUCUUUGUUUUGGCUGAAUUUGCUCAUUUCAUUGGUAUAUUGGUUUUGAUUUACAAGUUGUCAACACUCAAGACUUGCUCUGGGCUUUCAUUGAAGACUCAACAGCUUACAGCAACAUUUUUAUUUGUAAGAUUAUAUUGUAGCCUUCAAAUUGAAGGAGAUAUUCAUACUUUACUAGACCUUGUCACUCUUGUGGCUACAUUCUGGCUUAUUUAUAUGAUGAAGUACAAGUUGAAGUCAUCUUACAUGGCAGAUUUGGAUAAUAUGAAGAAAUAUGUUGUGAUAGUACCUUGUUUGGUGAUAGCCUUCUUUAUCCAUCCACGGACAAAUAAUCUUAUUAUCAGUAUACUUUGGGCUUUUGCUACAUAUAUAGAAGGCGUUUCGGUGCUGCCUCAGCUUCGCUUGAUGCAGAACGUCAAGAUUAUUGAGCCAUUCACAGCUCAUUAUGUGUUCGCAUUGGGCGUUUCGAGAUUCUUCAGUUGUGCUCAUUGGAUCAUUAAGGUUUAUGAUACAGCCGGUUCAUAUUUGUCUUUGACUGGAGGGGGUUUCUUGUGGAUACCAAUGCUCAUUUUAGCCGAAAUCGUUCAAACAUUCGUUUUGGCCGAUUUCUGUUAUUAUUAUGUGAAGAGUGUCAUACAAGGUCAAAUGAUGGUUCGCCUGCCAGCAUAGGUGUAAAUCUCCAAUGACUGCAUUUUAGAUCUAGUUCUUCUUGUGAAUAAAUAAAUAUUAUGGCAUUGUUGCAUUUAAGCUACUUUGCUGAUGAAUUCUGCACUGAAUAAGAAUAUCAGAGAUGCAAAGUCUUAAAUGUGGUUGAAACUGAUCAAGAAUUGCUUUCAGAAUCAUAUAGUAAUAAGGAUAUCAUAUUAC
This is a messenger RNA of Nicotiana attenuata, 1069 nucleotides long. Its product is annotated as putative ER lumen protein-retaining receptor C28H8.4. The transcript has 6 exons. Lineage: Eukaryota; Viridiplantae; Streptophyta; Magnoliopsida; Solanales; Solanaceae. Gene Ontology annotation, molecular function: ER lumen protein retrieval receptor activity. Gene Ontology annotation, cellular component: membrane. Gene Ontology annotation, biological process: protein retention in ER lumen. The record is from RefSeq and is a predicted model, not a curated record. The coding region runs from base 56 to 871 and encodes 271 amino acids.